Hypanus sabinus (Atlantic stingray) is the source of this 9028-nucleotide messenger RNA. RefSeq names its product discoidin domain-containing receptor 2-like. Gene Ontology annotation, biological process: cell surface receptor protein tyrosine kinase signaling pathway; protein phosphorylation; positive regulation of kinase activity. Bases 1320 to 4145 code for a protein of 941 amino acids. The transcript is spliced from 18 exons. Gene Ontology annotation, cellular component: membrane; signaling receptor complex. The record is from RefSeq and is a predicted model, not a curated record. NCBI's taxonomy places the organism in Eukaryota, Metazoa, Chordata, Chondrichthyes, Myliobatiformes, Dasyatidae. Gene Ontology annotation, molecular function: collagen binding; ATP binding; protein tyrosine kinase collagen receptor activity.
AUUGUCCCGGUCACUGCCCACCCGCGUCCGGACUAUCCACUCAGCCCUUUGGGAUCUUGCCGUGCAGAAGUAAACGUGUGGUUACACGUCCAGUGUUUCUCUCCACCCCGGUUCCCUCACGUGUGACCUGGCCACCGCCCACCCAUCACUUUUCUACCCCACCUACGUCCUGUGCGUUGGGUUAUACUUUAAAUAACUGCCCCUCUGCCUUUACAGUUGGCGACCGACCACACUCUUAGACUAACCAGUCCUCAGCCUCGUGGGAUCUUGCUGUGCCUCGAUUGGCGUCCCUAUCCCCGCGCCCAAUGACUGUGGUUCUAAAGCACAGCUGCAAAAGGAUGGGGACCUCUAGAUUUUACACUUCGAAAAAUAGAGAAAAGAGUGGGCGAUGCCCCUGACAUUUGCAUCGCCGUCUUGAUACUAAGUGAGCGAGCGGAUCACAAAGAGUUAACGGUGGGAUCUUCAACCACCACCCCCCACUCCGGCACUGCACCGUACUCUGGAGGAGUUGGGCCGCGUGUUUCACUGUUUUGCGGGAAGCACUUGUCCCUUUACGGUUACACGCUAGCGUAGCUGCGAAUUCCCAUUUCAACGUAAGGAAUGCAAAAGAGAGGAGGGAAAGUAACUCCCGUUCCCCGGGUCUACAGGAGAACUCUCCGCCCCGGCUCAACACGAAGGCACAAAGAUUGUUCUUCAAGUCCAGCCUGCUCCCCCCCACCCCCGAACACCUGUCUGUUAACCUCUUCUGCGCCGAAAUUCCAGCGAGACUUGUAGCCCGGAGACGAGCCCUGAUCUUGUUUAUGGGCAGACCAGCGUGCCAGAGGUCGCUGCCAGCGCGGAAUUCAUUGUGUUCGGAAUGAACGGAGGUGCUGUUUAUUCAACCGCGUCGCUGCCUGGUUGGUGGGAGGGGGAGCGGAGUAAACUCGCUCUUUUGUGCUAAGUCACAGUUUUGCGAAGCCUUUCACCCCUGCCUUUGUCAGUGCACGGAGUUGCUGGUCGCACUGACCGGCUGGCGUUUUAAAAUCACCCACUGCUUCACGUACGCCCCAAAAAAAUUCAACUGACCGGCAUCGAAAGAUAUCUACCAGGAACUCCCGUGCAACGUUGCCUGCAAGGCGGACGUUCCUCGACGAGAGAGUCGACCGGGACAUUGUUCAGCGCCUCCUGAGCCACCUUGUUAAUCUACAAUCUGGGAGAGGGUCACCGAGCGAAGCAAUCGGCCCUAGCGCGCAGAUUCAUCCCUUCGAAGACAACUUGCGCCCGAGAUGAAGAAAUGAGGAGCCCCUGAGAAAAUUGACAAUCAGCAGCGCUAGGAGAUCAUGGGGACUGCUGUCGUUCUCCUCGUUCUGCUGCUGGGGCUAUUCAGUGAGUGGUCAGCUGCAGAGAUGAAUCUUGAGCAAUGCCGCUUUGCGCUGGGUAUGCAGGAUUCAAUCAUCAGGGAUGAAGACAUCGUGGCGUCCAGCAUGUGGUCGGAGUCCACCGCGGCGAAACAUGGCAGGUUGGGGACAGAGAAUGGUGAUGGAGCCUGGUGCCCAGCCAAGUCGGUGUUUCAAAAGCCCAGCGAGUUCCUGCAGGUGGACCUGCGGCGACUGUACUUCAUCACGCUGGUGGGCACGCAGGGCCGCCACUCCAGUGGGCAUGGCAACGAGUACGCCCGCCUUUACAGCCUUCAAUACAGUCGGAACGGCAAGGACUGGAAGACCUGGAGAGACCGGAAUGGCGUUGAGGUGAUCACGGGCAACUCAAACCCCUACGACGUGAUCCUGAAGGACCUGGGGCCUCCGAUCAUCGCCCGCUUCGUGCGUUUUUACCCGAUGGCGGACCGUGUGAUGAGUGUGUGCAUGAGGGUAGAGCUCUAUGGCUGCCCGUGGGAAGAUGGCCUGAAGUCGUACACCAUCCCUAUGGGCCAGGUGAUGAAUGUGUCAGGGCUGCCCCCGGUCAACCUCAAUGAUUCCACGUACGAUGGCAGCCGGAUCGGAAGGUUACACUACGGAGGCCUGGGGCAGCUAACAGAUGGAGUAUUGGGGCUGGAUGACUUCACCCAGAGCCACGAGCUGCGAGUCUGGCCUGGCUACGACUACGUGGGCUGGCAGAACCGCACGCUGGGCCGUGAUUAUGUGGAGAUGGAGUUCCACUUUGACCAGCUCAGCACGUUCGACUACAUGAAGGUCCAUUGCAACAACAUGUUCACCUACCACGUGAAGGCAUUCCGAAAGGUGGAAUGUUUCUUCAAGCCGAGUGUGACUGGCUCCUGGGAUCCGGUGCCUGUCAGCUCCACCAUGGUCCAUGACAACAAGAACCCCAGCGCCCGUUUCGUCAAGGUGCCUCUGCGCCAGCGAGUUGGCCAGGUGGUGCGCUGCAACUUCUACUUCGCCGACGCCUGGAUGAUGUUCAGCGAGGUCACCUUCCGCCUGGGCUCCAGAAUCACGACUCCUCUCCACACGGAUCUAAAGCCACGCGCUCCCGCCCCGCCAGAAUUGGGAACCAUAAUCCCGCCGGCAAGACAGUCCACUGCCAAUCACCGGAUGGAUGCCAUGAUUCCGACCGUCAGUAACCUAGACAUGGAUUCAUCGGUGAACAUAUCCCCGGAUUCUGGCCGCCCCGUCGCCAAGGCCGACCACAGCAACACCUCCAUGCUGAUUGGUUGCCUGGUGGCCAUCAUCCUCCUUCUCCUAAUUGUCAUCUUCAUCAUCCUGUGGCGGCAGUACUGGAAGAAGAUUCUCGGGAAGGCUCAGCGGCGGAUCUCAGACGGGGACUUGACCGUGAGGCUCUCCACGCCCGGUGACACCAUCGUCAUCAACAACACCCAGACCAGCGGGGCCACCAGCCGCCACUCCAACCUGUACGAGCGCAUCAGCUCCGGGGAGCUGGAAUACCAGGAGCCCAGCAGAGUGCGGAUGAAACUGCCCGAUCUGCCACAGGGAGCGACUGAUGGAGACGCUCUCCUGUUAAACAACCCAGCCUAUCACCUCUUACUCUCUGCAAACCCUCACCCGAUUGGAGGCCCUGGCUGCUCUAAGGACCAGCUUAAGCCAAUCAACACAGAUGCAUGCAACGGGGAGUACGCGGAGCCUGACCUCACCAAGAUGGCCGUUCAAACGGGCUUCCCUAACAGCGUGCCCCACUAUGCCGAGGCUGACAUCAUCAACCUGCAGGGAGUGACGGGAAAUAAUACAUACGCUGUCCCUGCCAUCGCCAUUGACAUGCUGGCUGGAAAGGAGGUCACUGUUGGCGAGUUCCCACGGCAACGCCUUGUCUUCCGGGAGAAGCUGGGGGAGGGCCAGUUUGGGGAGGUUCACCUGUGUGAAGUGCAUAACCCUCAGGAGCUGGAGGACUUGGGAAUCCCCCUCAAUGUCCACAAAGGUCGACCGCUUAUGGUGGCUGUGAAGAUGCUGCGCUCAGAUGCCACCAAGAAUGCCAGGAAUGAUUUCUUGAAGGAAGUGAAGAUCAUGUCACGGCUGAAAGACCCCAACAUCAUCCGGCUGCUGGGCGUAUGCGUGAGGGAUGACCCACUCUGCAUGAUCACUGAGUACAUGGAGAAUGGGGAUCUCAACCAGUUCCUCAGCCAGCACGAGCUGGGAGACAAGUUUGCAAUGGCCACCAACGUCCCGAGCAUCAGUUAUCCAAGCCUCGUGCACAUGGCCAGCCAGAUCGCUUCAGGCAUGAAGUACCUGGCUUCAAUGAACUUUGUUCACCGAGACCUUGCCACGCGGAACUGCCUGGUUGGCGAGAACUACACCAUCAAGAUCGCCGACUUCGGGAUGAGCCGAAACCUGUACGCGGGCGACUACUACCGGAUCCAGGGGCGGGCCGUGCUCCCCAUUCGCUGGAUGGCCUGGGAAAGCAUUCUGCUGGGCAAGUUCACCACCAGCAGCGACGUCUGGGCCUUCGGCGUGACCUUGUGGGAGAUCCUGGUGCUCUGCAAGGAGCAGCCCUACUACCACCUCACAGACGAGCUGGUCAUUGAGAACGCAGGCGAGUUCUUCAGGGAGCAGGGCAAGCAGGUUUACCUCCCUCGCCCAGCCAUCUGCCCCCAAGCCCUCUACAACGUCAUGGUGAACUGCUGGAGGAGGGAUGCCAAGGACCGGCCAACUUUCCAGCAGAUCCAUCAGUUCCUCACAGAGGAUGCCAUGAACAUGGUGUAGACAGGACUUGGGCCGGGUGAACCCGGCUGACACCAUCUCUGAGACUGAGGGCCAUCACAUUGAGGAGGGUCUUCCAUAAGCUGCCGCCGCUGUAGGAGCUUCGCCUUAGGGCCUGGGGUUGGAACCUCUAGUACUUGUAGGUUUACUUUCCUUUCGUCUUGCAGUAGUCACUUGAACAGAACUUGAUGGCCAACAAAUCUUUGUGCACUUGGGCUCUCCGGCACACCUUGCUCCGUGGAAGGGUGGUGAUACAUGGGCUUCGCAACAAGUUCCAAUCCCCACCGCUGUCUCAGGACCACACACUCAUGUUCAGGCGGAACCCAGGAAUCAGCUUCUCCCCUAAGCCCAACCCCAGCCUUCCACCCUCUCUCCUCUCCAUGAAUUGCAUGGGAAAAGCCUGUUGAAGGAUUGAGAACUGUGAGCCCUUUGGAUUCUUUUAUUUUUUGGGAAAAACACUGGAAUUUGGAACUUUACUGUGGGUCAAAAGGUUUCUGUGACAUCUCUCCUUGUAGCUCACGGUGCUCCAUCUCAGCUCCCUGCUGCCAGUGGGGAGCAACAUUUUGUGCAUCGUCUCACCACCUCUCUGGUCUUGGCCAGAACGUACUACUGUGAUACAGAAUGCUCAUUUGACUACUAAGGCUUAACCCACUGGAGCAAGAGGAAGAGUGAUUGGGAAGUGUGUGUGUGUGUCUGUCUGUCUGUGUGUCUCUCUCUCUCGCUCUGAAUGCAUGUAGGUGUCGUUAAGUGUAUACAGGUCUGUUUGAUUAUCUCUUUGAGAGAGCAAGUGUGUGUGGACGUGUUCUAAAAUACCAAAUUUCUGGAGGAACCCGACAGGAACUUGUCUCUUUGUUAGCAUGCAUACAUUCUGAUGAGCGUGCACAGAUAUUGUGGUUCAUGUGGUUUUGUCAGAAUGUCCUUGUUAUCUGUGUGUAUGUAUGUGCUCUGUACUCGAGCACACCUAUGUGAGUUUGCUCAUUGGUGAGCCAGCAAGAAAGUAUGCAUGUGUAUAACUGUGUGUAUUUGUGUGUCUACCCAAGUAUAUAUGUAAAUGUGUGCAUGUGUCUACAUGUGUACCCGUAAGUGCACACACUUGUAUGUAUGGGGUGUGUGUGUCUAUAUACACUGACGGGUAUCCAAGUGUGUGUGCGCAUGUCUACAUAUGCAUAUGUGUAAAUAUGUGAACAUGUAUAUAUGGUGUGUGUGUGACAUACAGUAUGUGUUUCUGUGAAUGUGUACAUGUGUAUAUAAGGUUUGUGCAUGCGUGUAUGUCCACAUAUGUAUAUCUGCGAAUGUGUGAAUGAGUGCUUGUGUGCAUUUCAGAGUGAGAGAAAGAGUUGCUGUUAAAUGUUUACUCCAAUCAAAAUACAAAAUUAAUUGAACACUCACUCCAGCUCCAUUGAGGUGAAGUGAAUGCAAUCCUGGUAUAAGCAGAACCACAGCCACUGAUCCACCAGAGAUGCAAUGCAUUCUCGAUGGGUCACAGAAUUCCUGCAGCAUGGACUUCACUGCCUGGGUCAACACUGGACUAUUGCAAACUUACUUGAUCAGCCAGCACCCCCCACGCCACUAAAGAGGGGGUGUUGUUUAUCUCACUGUCUCUCAGUGAUGGGAUCAGUGAUGCUUGAAUUCGAACAUUAAUCCUAACUAUUCACACAGACAAUUUCAAUUGAUUUGACGACAGGUUUCUCAGGCGAUUCUGUGGAAUUCACUGACAGGACUGACCUUGGGCAAUGGUUUCACUCAUUCUACAUUCUGACUUAGCAUGACUUGAAUUGGGGAAGCUCCUUUUCUAGUUGUACUUGGCUUCCAAAGAGAAGAAAUGUGUGUCCGAUGAAUGGGACAGAUUCGGGUUGAAGACUAAUGGACUGUGUCAAUGUGAGGAUUCUGCCUUCAGUUGGAAGAACCCUCCAGGGCAGAGACAGAAUCAGGGGUUUGGAUUCAUCCAACGUGGCUUAACUACUGAAUGUGCAUCUGACUACUCAAUGGACAAGAAGCUGAGAGUCUGAGAGCUUCAAUGGGACAUUUGUCAUUGCUCCCCAUGACCUCAAGUUAUUCAUUAAACCAUCGCCUUUCUCCCACACUGCUCAGCCAGUGGGGUGACAAACAAGUCCAACAGCCACCUCCCAAUCGAUGGAUUUCACAGGCCAUUAUCCAACAUGGGUGAAAGACUCGAUCUGUGGAGGGGGUAAAGUGGGCUUUAACCCAACUUUGGGGGGGGCUGUGAAACCUGGUAGGGGGAGGAAAACAUCAGAUUCUGGCUAGACUUGGGUCCUAAGGAGCGGCCCACAAGUCCGGUGAGUUAGUCUAGUUCACCCUGUAAAACAUUGAGAUGGGACAGAGAGUGCAUAGUCAUGUCUGGUUCCACUCUCUCAUCUCCUCUUCCCCCCACCAUGCAGAGUCCAGUCUGGUCCUGACAUUAGACAGAAUCUCGGGGGGGUAAAGUGAGAUAGGGGAGGCAAAUGCUGUCCCCAAUUUCCUUGAUGUGAAUGGUGCUGGUCAUCAUUGGGAGUGCAGAGAGGUGCAUCAAUCAGCAGCUUUCUAAGCAAUUCGGCCUCUUAUAAACUUCCUUCCAACCAUCCUCCACCUCUUGCCACCUUCCUCAACCCCCCCCACCCUCCUCAUGAAUCAUUCACCUUCUGUGGUGCUGGUACACGCCAGCGUUCAAUGCCCAUCCCUAACUGACCCAACACCCAUUGGUCCCUGCAGCAAGUCACCUGGUUAGGAUGGAGAUCACUCUUAGUCACAAUGAAAGCUGUAAUGGGCUUGAGGGGCUGAAUGUCCUUCUCUGGUCAUUGCUGAGAGUCUGGAGCCAUGAAUAGAACUUUGCUAUGAAAGCCCAUCAACACAUGCAGGUAGUCGGUCUGACACUUCACUGACAUUGAGUAAAUGUAGCUUAAAUCGCAUCUCUGCCUCCAUGAGUGAGUAUUGUAACCACAAUAGGCAACUGACUGGACCCAUCCCCUCACACCCCUUCACUCACCUCACCCAGCCCACAGUACAGAAAUCCCACAAGCUGGCUUGUAUUACUCUGAAAUAUACAGGGUCUGGAGAUGACUUGAUUGAAGGAGUGUUUUUGGGUGUAGGGGUGGGGGGAGUGUGGAUAUUAAGGAGCCAAUGAAAGAUAUUCCUGCUGAUGGAAGUUUGAGGAAAGGGGAGAGAACCUUACUAGAAGCCCAGUCCAGGAAUUUUCAGAGUGAACCUGAAAUUCGCUUGCUGGAAAUCCAGAUUAAUGCGCGCACACAUACAAUGCUGGAUGAUCUCGGCAGGCCAAGCAAAAUCAGUGGAGAGGACUAAACAGUGGAUGUUUGGGGUGAGGACUGUCAGGACUCUCUCAAACUGAAGGUUGAAAUAUGGGGCUUCAAUCUGCACGUUCUAAUUCCAUCAAUGCGUUCUGCCCUGGGUUGAUGAGUCUGGCAGAGAAGGAAGGUGAAAGGGCUUGGGAGGUAGACCAGUCUCCAUCACAUUAAAAGGCUGGAGGGUCAAAGCCUCACUGCUACCCUAUAAAAUAUUAAACUGCAAAAAUGGCUUAAGCAUAUAAGCUGUACCAAUCUGGUCAGGUGAGUUACAAACCAAAGGCAGAAAAUGUCGGAAGAUCUAUCUCAGCCAGUCAAGCAGCAUGUCUGGAAAGAGUGUGCAGUUAAUGUUUCGGAUCAGGAAUUCUCAGUGCAAACCAGAGACUCAGGGUGACUCUGAUGCAUGGAACAGGCUGCAUUCCUAGACAUUACUGUUCUGUUUCCAAUUCCAGUUUGAUUUUGGUUUCAGUCCUGCAAACCCAAAAUGUCCACUGUUUCUUUCUUCUCACAGAUGCUGCUCAACCCUCUGAGUUCCUCCAGCAAGUUGUAUGUUGCUGCAGAUUCCAGCAUCUGCAGUCCCUCAUGUCACCUGAUUAGUUUGCCUGUGUAUGGGUGCGUUAGUGUAGAAUCACAAUCAGACGAUAAUUUCACUGCAAAUCUCAUGUAGAUAUGGUGCUGUCAUCUCGUCGUUUAAUCUUUGAACUCUUUCUUUGGAGAGGUGUAUAGUUUCCUACCAGUCCAACUACUGCUCAGGCAGGUACUUUAAACAUCCUGCCUUCAAAUCCAGGAAUAGGGUGGUCAUUUGUUCUUAAACCAUUCAACGUACCACAGGUACUGUGGAUGUUUAAGAUUGUAGAUGAGGAGGAAGUGCACGCAGUGGCCAUUUUACUAGGCAUGCUUGUACCCCUGCUCAUUAAUGCAAAUAUCUAAUCAGCCGAUUAUGGUGGCAGCAACUCAAUACAUAAAAGCAUGCAGACAUGGUCAAGAGGUUCAGUUGUUAUUCAGAUCAAGCAACAGAAUGGGGAAGAAAUGUGAUCUAAGUGUCUUUGACCAUGGAAUGGUUGUUGAUGCUAGACUGGCUGAUUUGAGUGUCUCAAACUACUGAUCUCUUGGAAAUUGUAAGCACGCCGUCCUUAGGGUUUACAGAGAAUGGUGCAAAAAAAAAUACUGUGGAUGAAAGCACCUUGUUAAUGAGAGAGGUAGGAGGAGAAUGCUCUGACUGGCUCAAGCUGACAGAAAGGCGACAGUAACUCAAAUAACCAAGUGGUGUGCAAAAGAGCAUCUCUGAACGCUCAACACGUCGAAACUUGAAGCGGUUCCACUGCUCUACCUAAUAAAGUGGCCACUGAGUGCAUAUGUGUAGUAUAAAUUUAUUGAUGUAUACGGUGAAAUAUUAAUGGGUAUUUUUUUUCUAAACCUUUUGUGUCAUGGAAUCAAACUGUCCUGAAUUCUGUGGGGGAUGUGUGUAAAUAUUUUACGAAGAGAUUUUUACACUAAUAUAUAUGAAAUCACUUUAACGCUUCUCGGUAGAUCUUGUUCUUGCUUGCAUUGCUGUAGAUGUUUGUAAUAAAGUGUCGUUUGAGUGUUUAA